This is a messenger RNA of Phaedon cochleariae (mustard beetle), 3357 nucleotides long. The record is from the annotation of a GenBank genome assembly. NCBI's taxonomy places the organism in Eukaryota, Metazoa, Arthropoda, Insecta, Coleoptera, Chrysomelidae.
AUGAAUUUUACCAAUAAACCGCACGUAGAAACCUUGCCAUCAUCUCAUGUUUAUUUAACCAGUGAUUUACUAAAUUCAAUAUAGCCGUGAACUUGAAUCCUCUCUAUUGCAAUUUUCAGUUAUACUACAAGGAAUAACGAAGGAUUCAGUAUUUGUGUGAAGUUCAUUUAUGAAACGUAGUGAUGUGACUUCAAACUUGAAACAACUCAAUGCAUGUCCAUCGAUGUAAUUGAGGCAAAAAAAUUAUAAUGUGCUAAUUGAUGUAGUAACUGGUAAAUCUGAUCAAAAAACAAAUGCAAUAAUUGCUAAAUAAACCUUCAGAAACGACUACCUGGAACUCCAUACAUUUUUUAUUUACGAAAAGAAAUCUCUAAUAGUUGACUAUAUGUUAGUCGGUAGAAUUUCAAAUUUUGUUUUUAUAAUUUAGUUGAGUGAUGAUGGAAUAUGUGUUUGUGUUGAAUUACAUGACAGUGAUUAGUGUAUGCUAUGGUGCAUCGAUCGGAGGAAACAAUGUUUGCACAAAUUUUCAGGCAUAUUCAAAUUUACAGUAUGAUAGAAAACAUUGCCACUACAAUCCGGAUGUUGAUUCAACACCAUUUCAAAUUGCCGAAAGAUAUGGAUACAAACUUGAAGAUCAUCAAGUAGAGACUGAAGAUGGGUAUAUACUCACCAUAUUCAGAGUACGGAAAAUAGGAGAUAAUUUAGAAAAUCGCCAACCAGCCCUGCUUCAACACGGUAUCCUGGUAGAUGGAGUUUCUUGGAUGAUCUCAGGAAAAGAUUCAUUAGCUUUCACUCUAGUGGCUAAUGGAAUCGACCUCUGGGUACCAAACAGCAGAGGAACACAAUUUUCAUCUAAACACGUCAAUUCUUCGAUAUCCGAGAAAGACUAUUGGAAUUUUAGCUUUCACGAGCUAGCAUCGAAAGAUCUGCCAGCCAUAAUCCAAUACGUUUCCAAGUCGACAAAAAGAAAAGAUCUGAUUUACAUAGGACACUCUAUGGGAAGUACGUCCGUUUUGGUUUAUUCCACUCUUCAUGGAGAUCAUGCUAAGGAGCAUAUAAAGGGAAUAAUCUGCUUGGCUCCAGUGGCGUACCUCAGAUCGUUACAAGGCAUAGCGAGAUUAGCAGUUCCGUUUUAUCCCCUGAUCAAAGAAAUUUUGGAAGUGCUUGGACUAUAUGCCUUAGGUCAAUUCACAGCGCUGCAAAAAUUCAUAUUGAGUUUUACUUGCAGCAAAUUCCCUCUCAUUCUGCCUUGUCAGAUAAUUAAUGCCCUAUCAACUGGUUUAGCAGUUGAGCAAGUUAGACCUGAUAUUUUGCCCCUUAUUAUGACGAACUUUCCAUCUGGUACCUCCACUAAGACGCUGUAUCACUAUUCGCAAAUAUUCCUAAGCGGUGGAAAUUUCCAGUGGUACGACUAUGGAUCUGCCAAGAAUGAAAUAUUGUACAAUUCGACGAAACCUCCUGAUUACGAUAUCGAGAAGAUUUCUGUUCCUGUACAUAUUUUUUCGGGAAAAAGAGAUUUCCUAGCCACCCACGAGGAUGUCAAAUAUUUGUACAGCAGAUUGAACUGUUCCAAAGAGUUCCAUGUAUACGAUCUAGCUCAUAACGACUACGCCUAUGGAAAAAGAGUGAAUAAAUUAUAUAGUGACAUUUUAGAUGUAAUGAAAAAUAAAUUUAACACUGGAUACUCAUGAUGUAACAUGCAAACAUGUAUCUAUAGAAGCUGUGAUUUCCUUAUAUGUCCCCAUGUUAAAUUCGAAUCCAGGAAUAUCAGAAAUAUCAAAUUGCCUGAAGAAUGUACAGGGUGAACCAAUUGGGUUAUUUUCCGAAUCGUUCUUAUGACUCACAAGGAAUAUUUCAGUGAUUUCGAUAGUGAAAAUACAAUGUUUUUUCUGGUAUUCCUCGUAGAUACCUAUUCCUAUUUGCGCAAAACGUUAUCAUACAGGAAAUAGUCAAUGACCAUACUGAAUACUAUAGGUAAGGAUUGAUAGUAUCUUAAGCACGUGAAAUAAAUGCCAAUAUUAUGCUCAUCACCUUGUACGAUGUUGGAUUUCAUUUAUCUUUUCACGAUAUUACUAUACAAUUUUUACAUAUUAUUCAAACACUAGGAGCAAAGAUCACACCGAGGGUCAAACAACAUCACGUAAAUUGAUACUAUGUAAAUUCAACUUGUAUACAAGUGUGAGUAUUUCUACCGAUACAAAGAAAAUGUUGGAAACAUCAUCCAUCGAGUACCAUCUGGUUGAGUGAUAUGAACAUUCAUCACACUCAGACAGGGUCUAUUUACAGGGUGGUUAAACGAAAACAGUACACCCCGAUUUAGGGCGUUAAAAUGAAAAUCUGGAAAAUCGCUGGAACCAAUGAAUUUCUGAUUCGAGAGAAAACGACUCGUCUUCUUUCCUCACCCCCGUAACUUCAACCACUACCAAGGAAAAGCACAACUAUCGGAUUUGAAGCCGUUAAAACGUUGUUGAAUAUUCACGGGAUGAACGGAGAUAAAUCGUAAAAUAUAUAGAUAAAGAUAAAAACAACACAAUUUUCACAGACCAACUCAUUGAAUCACCCCACAUAUCAGAAAAAAUAUAUAACCCUGUAUUGUUGAAUUCAUUUUUGAAAUCUCUGAGUGUGGAAUGGAAUACAGGAUGCCCCAUUCGGAAAAAUCAACUAGUACCCUGUAGAUUGUUUGUUCCGAGCACCCUGUAUAUUCUGAUAAAGCGGAAAAAAAUAAUCAGAAAUCUUUUCAAAUUUUGUAAUCGGUUCAAAAGUAACUGAGCUAGAGGAAAAGACAUUCAUGUUGAAUCACCUGGUACGUCCGACUCAGAGUAAAACGCUGUUACUAUUCCUGAAAAAAAAACAUGUAAUCCAUUAGGAAUCACAGUAAAAAAUACUAGGUGAAUAUUAAAAAAAUCAAUUUACAUAAUCAUAGAAAAGUUGUUUUGCUAAAGUGCCAAUGAAAAUGUCUGUGAAUACUAAUAUCAAUUUCUUUAAAAAUCCCAAUAUGGAGUCUUUAACAUCAAGAGAAAUCUCGGUAUAUCGAAAAAGAGGUUUGUUUAGUUGUGAUGAAAUUUGUUCUUUACAUGUUUUCUACAUAUGUCAAAAGAUAUUUUGAUGAUAAUAAAUGGAAUUUCUCAUGAUGUUAUAGAGCAUAUAAUAUUUGAAGAAAUAUCUAUCAUUGCAAAAGACAGUUCUGUGCACUUGAAUAUUUUUUGAGGAUAAUCAAUGGUUUAAAGUUCUUUCAAUAUCAUAGAAAUAUUCGUGAACUUGUAAAAUAUUUAUUCUUUGGCAAUUCAAUUGGAAUAUUUCAUUCUUUUGGAUAAAAAAUCUGUUAUUGGUAUAGAAAUCUCAUUAGGGAUACAAAAU